GUUGUUUUCGGCUCUUGCUCUCUAGGCGUUCCAGUGCUGGGAGGUUCAGGCACAGAUCAUGGCUCGCAGAGUUUCGCUCCUUUCCAUCCUGGUGGCAGGCGCCGCCCUCGGCUUCGCGUCCAACUUCCUCCAGGGCGCUGCGCGCCCCGUGGCGCGCGUGGCGCGUCCGGCGGCCUUCGAGUCCGGCAAGUUGAACCUGGGCAUCGAGGGAUCGGUGGUGAAGUCCAAGCACAUGCCAGAGCCAGUUUUGGAAGCCACGGAGUCAACCAAUGCCGCCAUCCAGGCAUGCUUGGAGGAGGGUUGUUCCGUGGAGGCCUUGAUGGAGUUGGACCAAAAGCUGGCCAAAGAUGAGGCCACCAUCAAGACCACGUUGGAUGAACUUCACAGCAGCCAAGCUGAGGAGUUCUCUGAGGAGGGCAGCGAGCAGAUUGCCUGGCUCAGCAACUACUUGGACCGCAGUGGCAGUCUUCGGGCACAGCUUCAGGCCGUGAAGACAUUGACGGCCGAGGGCGAUCUGGCGGCACAGAUUAUGCGGGCAGCUGCGGUGGCGUUCGGUGGUGGUCGCAAGGGGGACUAUCCCAAGGUGGGUGUGUCACCUUACUCCUCCUGAGCAGCCAGAGGAUCUCAACUCCGACAUGUGGUAAAUGUGUAGCCAAGUGUCAG
Messenger RNA from Cladocopium goreaui, 663 nucleotides. The record is from the annotation of a GenBank genome assembly. Lineage: Eukaryota; Dinophyceae; Suessiales; Symbiodiniaceae.